Messenger RNA from Nerophis lumbriciformis (worm pipefish), 7040 nucleotides. The record is from RefSeq and is a predicted model, not a curated record. NCBI's taxonomy places the organism in Eukaryota, Metazoa, Chordata, Actinopteri, Syngnathiformes, Syngnathidae.
CUGUUUGCAAUUAAGGCUAUUUAAGUUGAUCCUUUUUCUACCUUGGUUGUCGGGACAUUGAUGAUGAGUUUUUAUCGAUUCUCUAUUCCCUGGUGGCCAUAGACGAUCCUGUUUGAUGCCAAGCGCAAGUCAAUGCUCCACAUUUCCUGACUCGGAUGUUAUCCUUCCCCCUGAGUCACGGACCGUAUCACAGCCAGCCAGAAUCAUCGUGGAAGUCGCACAUUAGGCUUUGACCACCUUUGUGUCAGCGUCCUGGGAGCUUCAGAGAGAGGACAUCCUUUUUUUUUUUACACCUGGCUUUGAAUCGAGAAGGCCCCACGCGAAAUAACAAGAAGGAGCCCACGGCCCCCUCCCCCCGCCAGCAUCUGCACCAGCAUGGCGGACGACCGGCAGCCGGAAGACGGUGCCUCCCAGUGGGACCCAGCAGGGGGCCAGGAGCCCAGUGGUACCCACGGAGCCAACGGUUUCUCCUCGUCCUCGUACAGAAGUUGCCAGACCGCCGGCAGCCACGCGCCCUCGGUGCCCUUCUCCGGCAGGGAGAACGGCUUCAACGGGGAGCUGACAGGUGCCCACGCUGUGACGGCAGAACAAGUGUCCGCUAGGAUCGUGCAGGAAGUGACGGCAGAGGCGGUGGCGGUGCUGAAGGGGGAGCAAGAGAGUCAGAGACUGCCAUCAGUUGAAGACACCACCAACUUACCGCCUUCACCUCCUCCUUCACCUGCUGCAGAGCACGUGGCUCUUCUGGAUCAAGAUGUAGGGGAUGAGGAGGAGGCGGGCCCUCUCCGCCGCUUCCAAAAUUCCCGGGAGAGGUGCAAGUUCCUCGCCCCCUCCAUCUCAGUGUCCGUGCCCGAGGACGACCCCUACCACUCCGACGAGGAGUACUAUGAGCACCCCUUGUUCAGCCCCGAGUGGACGCACUCGGGCGCCCGCCCCGCGGGGCAGACCGUGGCCUUUAGACAGAUUGAAGAAGAGACCAUGGAGGCUCUUACAGCUGAAUACGAAGAGGUGGAUGAUGAUGAUGAGGAUGAUGAGGAGGAUGAUGAUGAGGAGGAGGAAAGUACAGAGGCAGCUAUUGAUGAGCAGCAAUGGAGCGGGGAAGAGCUUGACCUGGACAGCCCCCGAGCUGAACCUUUAGAACAGGCAGAGGGCGUAGACAAGGACCAGGAUCUAGACCUGGGGCCGGGCGAAGCAGCUAGCGCUGCGGCAGAGAGCUCUAUGGACAUAGAGGAGGAAGAGGAGGAUGAUGAGGGUGAGGAGAGCCCUGAGACAGCUGUGAAGAUGGACUCAGAAAAAACUGCGAGUGUGAAAAGUGGUUCCAUGAGCCCAGACAGCAUCGGAUCUGAGAAACAUCCGGAGGAGCUUGUCGAGCCCCAGAGCCAGGGGUUCUUCGCUGGAGAACGAGUUGUACCAGAAAGUCCCACCAUUGAUACGCCGUCCUUUAUACCUCCUGCUGUUCAAAACCAAGCCAAAGAAUCUGCCAAAUCAAUCACCCUUCAGCCUGUUUAUGGUGAGCCCCUCACCGUGUCAGAGAAACAGCCAUCGGUGGAGGUGGUGGAGUUCAGCAGCUUUGGUGGCCCAUCUGAAUUAUCCUCAAUAGGAGCCAACGUGGAAGGAGGAAACUUGACCGGUGAUGCAGUGUCAGCAUAUUUUGAAACAUCGGCCACUGACGUUCAUGUGGCUCCCCAGAGCAAAAGCGAGGGUUAUUAUGAACUGAGCAGAGUUGAUGAAGAGAACAAAACCAGUGAUUCCAAGUCACAGGAGAUGCAGGAUAGUGGUGACGUUCGAAAGGCAGAAGAAACACACCUUUUCUCAGUUUCUGACAAAAGUAAUGACUCCAAGCUUUCCCCAGGUAAACUGGCUUUGGAGCAAAGGAGCUACUCCCUAAACAUUACUAUCGGCGCAUUGGAUCAAAGUGGUCAGUGCAGAAUGAGGAACUUUUCCCCAUUGGCCACGGAUAUCAUGUCAUACACCAGCGGAAGUCUUGAUGAGACCGCAGACUACCUCCCUAUCACCACUCCCUCCGGAGAGAAGCCACCUCCUUUUCCUCCACUGAUACUGGAAACCGCAGCAUCAAUCACUUCAGAUUCUUCAUCUCCACCCCGGAUGGCCGAGGAAGUUUUAGACCCCAGCCAAGGACCUGAGUCACCGCAGCCGUGCGAGAGAAGCCCUAACAACGCAGUCAUGGCCCAGGACUUGCCUGAGAUGCUUGAUCUUGCCGGGAGUCGCUCCAGGCUGACGUCUGAAGACGCCGAUCCAGAAAUCGUACGGAGAAAGUCAAUUCAAGCGGAUGUUCCUAUUUUUUCGGAUGACUCACUGGUGAGCUUUGUCUCAGGUGAACACAGUCCUGGAAUCCAAAAGAGUGACAGUCAGCUAGAAGAGUUGGGCUAUUGUGUGUUUAGUGAAUACUCUGGGCCUAUGCCAUCCCCCGCAGAUUUGAUUAGUCCAACCAACACUUCUGCACAGAUCUUUACCCCCUCUGUUCUUGUGGAGAAAGUUGCUGAACAAGCCCGGAAACUAGCAGUGCGAGACGCGUCUGAGGAAGAUAAGAGCUUGACUCCUGGGGAAGUGGUCAGUGAGGAAAAAGAGAAGGCGGCAAGGAAAGAUUCUGCUGAAGAAGAAGAUCAAAAGGACACGAAUGACCAGCUGAAUGAAUCAGUAAGUAAGGAGGUGAGAAGAUCUGCCCUGCCAGGCGAGUCCUUUGUGACACCGACUGUCACUGUGACUUUAGAAGAAGAUGGCAGCUCGGGAAGUGAGACAGAGCGUCAAGCUAGUGCCGAAGGCUCCGCUUCUGAAACUGAGAUCGCUGACUAUGAGCGGCAGAUCCGCAAACUGGAGAUGGAAGACCGGCCUCUCAGUAUGGAGGAGGAACGAGAGCUGCAGGAACUCCGGGAGAAAGUGAAGCUGGUGCACCAAGAAGCUUAUGAGGAGGUAGAUGCUGAAGAUGUGUACCAGUUGACGGGAGUAGCCAAAGAUCGCAUUGCAAGGCCUGUAAAAACGUCACCCACUUCCUCUGUGGAAAGUAAUAUUGACGACGACAAACUGCUCUCGCCAGUGCUCUCACCGUCCAAGCUCAAACAAAAAGAACUUUAUGGCUCCCCUAAAAGAUCAGUCUCACCUGUGUUAGCAGCAACCAAAGAUGCAAAAGAGGACUCUGAUAGAAAAAUGAGAGAACAGAAAGAAAAGGAAGCAACUGAAAAGAAAGUAAAGGAUGAGAAACAGGAAGCAGAGAAAAUAGUUGGAGAAGAGACAGAACAGAAGCCGAAUGAAAUCAAAGACAAAGAAGAGGCAGGAAAGAUGAAAAUGGAAGUAAAGGAAACGGAGAAAGAGCAGGAGAUGAAACAGAAAGAAGAGAGAGAGAAAGAGGAUAAUGAGGUAAAAGAAAAGGAACAGAGAGAGAUGAUUGCGAAAAAAAGGAUAGAAGAAGAGGAGAGGGAGCAGAAAGAAAAAGAAGAGGCAGAAAGAAUUGAGAAAGAAAGGAAAGAAAACGAGACAAGGGAGCUAAGAGAAAAAGAAGAGGCAGAACGAAUUGAGAAGGAGAGAAAAGAAAAGGAAGAGAAGGAACUAAAACAAAAGGAAGAGAGAGAAAGAGAAGAGAAGGAGUUGAGGGAGCUGAAAGAAAAAGAAGAGAGAGAAAGAAAAGAGGAGGAGGAGAGGGAACUGAAAGAAAAGGAAGAGAAAGCAAGAAAAGAGAAGGAGGAGAGAGAACUGAAAGAAAAGGAAGAGAAAGCAAGAAAAGAGGAGGAGGAGAGGAAACUGAAAGAAACGGAAGAGAAAGAAAGAAAAGAGAAGGAGGAAAGGGAACUGAAAGAAAAGGAAGAGAAAGCAAGAAAAGAGAAGGAGGAGAGGGAACUGAAAGAAACGGAAGAGAAAGCAAGAAAAGAGAAGGAGAUGCUGACAGAAAAGGAAGAGAAAGAACGGAAGGAGAAAGAGGAGAAGGAGAUUAAAGAAAGAGAAGAGCAGGAAAAGGUUGAGAGAGAAAGGAACGAGAAAGAAGAUCGAGAAGAGAAAGGAAAGAAGGAGGCAGAAGAGAAGCAAAGAAAAGAAAGGGAGGAGAAAGAGUUGAAGGAAAAGGAGGAGAAGGUCCAACAGGAGCUGAAAAAGGCUGAGGAGAUAAAGGCGGUGGCUAGCGAGGAAGGUGAAGAUGAGGAGUUAGCGAGAGGACCUGAGGUCACUGAGACUUGUGCUGCCAUCGAGUCUGUGGUCACCGUAGAAGACGACUUCAUCACUGUGGUCCAGACCAUCGAUGAAGCAGAAGAACCGGGUCACAGUGUUCGUUUCUCGGCUCCACCUGAAGCUGAAGUCCUCUGUAUCCCUGGUGGGGAAGAGGAAGAGGAAGGGGAAGACCAGGAAGAAGAGGAGGAGUCAGUGGAGUUGGUCCAGGAGGCCGACGUUGAGGCUGCAAGCUUUGAAGAAGUUUGUGAAAUCCCUGACAACCUCGCAUCUCCUGGGCGGGAAGCUCCGACUGAAGGUCUGACAGAAAGUUAUGACAAGGAUGAAACCACCAUGGACGACUCCAUCUUGGACAGCUCCUGGGUGGACGCACAAGAUGAUGACAAGAGCAUGGCUACAGAGCAAAUGGAGUCCUUGCCAGAGGGCCGUGUCCAACAGACCGUGGUGCAGAAUCAGCAGACGGAGCAGAAAAGGAUAGAGAAGCCAGUCAAGCCCAGAGCCAAAGCAGGGCGGGUCAAAGGCAGAAUCGCCACUCCCGAACGCAAGCCUCUUCGCAAGGAACCCGUUUACAUGUCCAGAGAGGAGGUCAAGAAGAAGAAAGCCGUGGCAACGAAGAGCGAGCUCGCCAAAAAAACCGAGUCCCCGUCGAAGAGGAGCGGUCCAAAACCGGCUUUCCGCCAAACUCGGCCCACCCAGCAUCAUUCGGUUCCCAGGAGGAGACUCACAGAAGCACUUUCAGAUGGUCGUCAGCCGCUCUCGGUUGCUCGGCGGUCCUGCGACAGAGCCUUGGACGGUCGAUCCCGCAGCCCCGACAAGACGAGCUCCGCGCCGAGGCAUGCCACUUCUCUCAGUCGCCGUGGUUACCACGAGCAUGAGGACAGUUCAACCUCCAUCACCAGUUCCGGUUCAACGGCUCCUCGCAGACCCAUGUCAUGCCGUGCUGCGAUGCGGGCAGAGUACAGGACGGGUCGAGCUGCCACCAUGACAGCGGUGUCAGAGCCCGUGCGCUCCCGUUCAGCCCGCAGCGGCCACUCCACGCCCCGUACCCCGGGCUCCAGCGCCGUCACCCCGGGGACGCCUCCCAGCUACUCCUCGUCCUCCAGGACCCCGGGGACCCCUCGCUCCCUCAGCCGGAUUUCCCAAGAGAGGAGGGUGGCGGUGGUGCGCACCCCGCCCAAGUCGCCCGCCACCACGCCCAAGCAGCUUCGCAUCAUCAACCAACCUCUUCCUGACUUCAAGCGGGUCAAGUCCAAGGUCGGGUCCAUAGACAACAUCAAGUACCAGCCCAAAGGUGGACAGGUCCUCAUCCCCACUGUUAGGCUGGACUUUAGCCACGUUCAGUCCAGGUGCGGCUCCUUGGACAGGCGGGGCUACUCAGCAGGAGGUGGAAAUGUGCAGAUCCAGAACAAGAAGAUCGACCUGAGUCAUGUGACGUCUAAGUGCGGCUCCCUGGACAACAUCCACCAUCGUCCAGGAGGCGGCAAUGUUCGCAUCGAGAGUGUGAAACUGGACUUCAAGGACAAAGCCCAAGCCAAGGUGGGCUCUUUGGACAAUGCUCACCACACUCCCGGAGGAGGCCGUUUUACAAUCGAGAGCCACAGGCUGACGUUCCGCGACCAAGCCAAGGCGCGGGUGGACCACGGGGCCGAGAUCGUGGUGCGCUCGCCGGGCCGGUCCCGCUCCAUGUCGCCCCAGUGCCAGCGGGACAGCCACCUGUCCUCCGCCGGCAGUCUCAACAUGGCGGAGUCGCCGCAGUUAGCGACCUUAGCCGAGGACGUUAGCGCCGCCCUGGCCAAGCAGGGUUUGUGAAGACGCAUCACGGACCUUUUCCCGCCUUCACAGCCUCCCGGACUGACUCCGCCUCUCCUAAAGAACUCUUUAUUUCUGCCUGUUGCUUCUUGAUUCCCCUUUGAGACCUCGUCGCUUAGACUAGUCGGCUUCUGGUCCUAGGUCCUGUAGGGUUAAGUGUACAUAGAGUACGUUAUUGCGGGGGGGGGCUGGGGGGCUCGACCUUACUGAUCCUGGUCCUGUUUUAGACCAGCUCCAUCAGGGGUGUCCAAACUUUGGCCUGAAUAAUCAAAACAUCCAUCCAUUUUUUCUACCGUUUGUCCCUUUCAUGAUAUUUGUAAUUUUCAAACUAUUACAAUAUUUAUAGAUUUUUUUUUCGGGGACCCAGAAUGGUCUCAGUCAUAACAUUAAAAAAAUAAGCCAUAUAUUGUUAUUAUCAUUAUAAUUUUAUUCAACACUUAAAUCGCGUCGAUAUAACGUUUUUAUUCAUUUUUUUGUUUUUAUAUUUUGGGUCCUUUUUUGUCAAAACCCAGUUUUUUUUAUGGCAUAAACACAAAAUGUGCAAUAUAUUGCCUAAAGAAAAUCAAAAAACUUGAUGUGCAACAAUUGGAGCCUUAAAUAGGUCAAUAACUCAUAACAUUGAUUUUAAUUUAUUAUAAUUUUUUGAGGAAUGUUAGCUUUAAAAAAAAAAAAUAACACUAAAUUUCUUGGGGAUCCAAAAGGGUCCCACACAAGUCUUUUAAACAUUUUUUUUUUUUAACUUUUGACGCUUAAAUCUUGAGAUCACAAAUGUAUCUGUUGAUAUGUUUUUAUUAUGUGUAUGUUAUUUUUUUGUUUGUUUGUUUUAUGCCCUUUUGUCAUAAACUGUUCUUUUUAUGGCAAAAACACAAAAUAUGCAAUCUUUCCCCCACAAAAUAUUUCAAAAUGGAAAAUUAGAUGUGAAGUAAUUGUACCCUUGAAUAGGUCAAUAACUCAUAACAUUCAUUAUUAUUUUUUGAGGAAUGUUAGCUUUUAAAAAGAAAAAAAUCACACUAAAAUUCUUGGGGACCCAAAAGGGUCCCACACAAGUCUUUUACAUGUUU